Molecule: messenger RNA, 1908 nt
Organism: Rasamsonia emersonii CBS 393.64
Lineage: Eukaryota; Fungi; Ascomycota; Eurotiomycetes; Eurotiales; Trichocomaceae
Exons: 8
Coding region: 1-1908 (635 amino acids)
Biological process (GO): transmembrane transport
Cellular component (GO): membrane
Molecular function (GO): myo-inositol:proton symporter activity
Source: RefSeq, a predicted model, not a curated record
AUGGCUGAGCCCGCCAAGGACGAGGUUGCUCCCGUCCAGCCAAAUGAGAAGACGGUGUCCAGUGGGGAGGCGUCCGACGCGGAACAGGGCCACAUUGAGAGAAUCAACUUGAACAACAAUGUCUCCGCCAAGAUCAAGAACCCUCUCGCCGACUUGACGCCCAACCAGGUGCUUCGGGAUGUGGAUCAGUUUGCGAACGAGCAUCAGCUCACCGACAUCCUCCCUCUUCUCCGGAAGGGUGCCCUCAUUGCUCGGGAUCCGGCCAAUUUCCAGACGGUCGAGGGCCUGACCGAGGACGAGGCCGAGGCCAUUCGCAAUGAGGUCCUGCACCGGUGGCGCCAGCCUUGGGCCUUGUACUUCACCAUCAUUCUGUGCUCCAUCGGCGCUGCCGUCCAGGGUUGGGACCAGACCGGUUCCAACGGUGCGAACCUGUCCUUCCCGGAUGCGCUGGACAUCCCCCAGAAGGGUCCGCACGCGGCCAGGAACGAGUGGCUGAUCGGUGUUGUCAACGCGGCCCCGUACAUUGCCAGUGCCGUUCUGGGCUGCUGGUGCUCCGAUCCGCUCAACAACUAUCUCGGCCGCCGCGGUGCCAUUUUCAUCGCGGCCAUCUUCUGUACUCUUUCCCCAAUUGGCAGUGCUGUGUCCCAGACCUGGCAACAGCUCUUCGUCACUCGCUUGCUCCUGGGCCUGGGCAUGGGUAUGAAAGCGUCGACCAUCCCCAUCUUCUGCGCUGAAAACACCCCCGCUUCCAUUCGUGGCGGCCUGGUCAUGUCUUGGCAAAUGUGGACUGCGUUUGGUAUCUUCCUCGGUUUCUGCGCCAACCUGGCCGUGAAGGACACCGGAGCUCUCUCGUGGCGUCUGCAACUGGGUUCGGCCUUCAUUCCGGCCGUCCCGCUGCUGCUUGGCGUGUACCUCUGUCCCGAGUCCCCUCGUUGGUAUAUCAAGAAGGGCAAAAUCGCCAAGGCAUACCAAUCGCUCUGCCGUCUGCGCAACACGGAGCUCCAGGCGGCCCGGGAUCUCUACUAUAUCUACGCGCAGGUCAAAAUCGAGCAGGAGCUCGCCGGCGAGAGCAACUAUCUCACCCGUUUCAUUCAGCUGUUCACAAUUCCUCGAGUCCGCCGCGCCACGUUGGCAUCGUUCACCGUGAUGAUUGCCCAGCAGAUGUGCGGCAUCAACAUCGUCGCCUUCUAUUCCUCCACCGUCUUCGCCGACGCUGGCGCGAGCGUCACGGGCGCGCUUCUGGCUUCCUGGGGCUUCGGUCUGGUGAACUUCCUUUUUGCCUUCCCAGCCGUGUGGACGAUCGACACCUACGGCCGUCGCGCGCUGCUUCUGUUCACCUUCCCGCAGAUGGCGUGGACGCUGCUGGCAGCCGGCUUUUGCUUUUUCGUCAAGGGCGAAAAAGCUCAACUCGGCUCGGUGGCCUUCUUUGUUUUCCUGUUCGCCGCAUUUUACUCCCCCGGUGAAGGCCCCGUCCCGUACACUUACUCGGCCGAGGUUUUCCCCCUGUCGCAUCGUGAGGUUGGAAUGUCUUGGGCUGUGGCUACUUGCCUUGGCUGGGCGGCGGUGCUGUCGAUUACCUUCCCUCGUAUGCUCAGCGCCAUGACCGCGACCGGUGCUUUCGGCUUCUAUGCAGGUCUUAAUGUGACUGCACUGCUCAUGAUCUUCUUCUGGGUCCCUGAAACCAAGCAGCGCACCUUGGAGGAGCUGGAUUACAUCUUUGCCGUGCCAACCCGGACGCACAUGCGCUACCAGCUCACCAAGGCUCUUCCGUACUGGUUCAAGCGGUACGUUCUCCGUCAGAAGGUCACGUUGGAGCCUCUCUAUCACUUCGACCACGUCGCCACGGAUGAGACGUUUGGCAACGAGGUGCGCAAGCAGAGCGUGGUCUCUGCCACGGUGAAGAACUAG